Molecule: messenger RNA, 547 nt
Organism: Cajanus cajan (pigeon pea)
Lineage: Eukaryota; Viridiplantae; Streptophyta; Magnoliopsida; Fabales; Fabaceae
Source: RefSeq, a predicted model, not a curated record
AAAAGUUGUUGCCGUGAAGAAACUAGUGAUGGGGAAAUCAAGCAAGAUGGAGGACGAUUUUGAAGGCGAAGUGAAACUUAUAAGUAAUGUUCAUCAUCGAAACCUCGUCAGACUCCUUGGUUGUUGCAUCAAAGGCCGAGAAAGAAUCCUAGUUUAUGAAUACAUGGCAAAUAGCAGUCUUGAUAAAUUCAUAUUUGGUAGCAGAAGAGGUUCCCUCAACUGGAAACAACGCUAUCACAUAAUUUUAGGCACGGCAAGGGGACUAGCAUAUCUACAUGAGGAAUUCCAUGUAUCCAUCAUACAUAGAGAUAUAAAGACUGCUAAUAUCCUCUUAGAUGAUGAUCUUCAGCCCAAAAUUGCAGAUUUUGGGUUAGCAAGGCUUCUACCAGGAGAUCGUUCUCAUCUUAGCACAAAAUUUGCAGGAACAUUAGGAUACACAGCACCUGAGUAUGCAAUGCAUGGUCAAUUAUCAGAGAAGGCUGAUACCUACAGCUAUGGUAUUGUAGUCUUGGAAAUCAUGAUACUUUUUGUAUGUCAUUGUAUGUAA